UGUGCCGCUUCACUCGUUCCGUUUUUACCGCCUUCAGAACUCGCGUGCGUCAUUAACGGCGGCACGACGGAGCACCGGUGAGUCGCUGUUCAUUUCAGACCUUUUAAAACUCCUCACUUGUCGAGCAGAAGGAGGAUGCAGUGGCUGCCUCAAUCCGGUGAUACAGCACUGUCACCAUGGCGACCCAGUGCUUGUUUUUGACCCCUGACCUCUGACCUUCUGCUGAAGAUGGCAACCCAGAGAAGGCACCUGGUCAGGGACUUUAACCGCUACAUCACCUGCUCCGUGUGCCGGGGUUACCUGAUCAAACCCACCGCCGUCACCGAGUGCCUCCACACCUUCUGUAAGAGCUGCAUCGUCCAACACUUUGAGGAGAGUAAUGAGUGUCCUGAAUGUGGCAUUCAAGUCCAUGAAACCAAUCCUCUAGAGAUGCUGAGGUUGGAUAAAACAUUGGAGGAAAUCAUCUUUAAGCUGGUGCCUGGUCUGAGAGAGAAGGAGGAACAACAGGAAAUGGAUUUCUGGCGGAAAAAUAAAUCCAAAGCUAAUGGGGAAGAUGGUCCAAGGGCUAAAAGGUCUCGUGUGAGUGAGGAUGAAGAGGACAGAGAGGAAGGUGAACGAGGUGAUUAUCACAGGAACGACCCACAGAUUGCCAUCUGCCUUGACUGCCUGAGGAACAAUGGCCAAUCAGGAGAGAGCACAGUGAAGGGUCUGAUGAAGAAGUUUAUCCGCUGCUCCACUCGUGUCACCGUCGGCACCAUUAAGAAGUUUCUUUGUGUGAAGCUGAAAUUACCGAGCUCUUAUGAGCUGGAUGUUUUGUGUAACGGGGAGAUCAUGGGGAAGGACCACACCCUGGAAUUCAUCUACCGAACCCGCUGGAGACUGCAGGGCGACACUGAAUACCCCAUGGUUCUCGAGUAUCGUCCUCGCAUUGAUUUCGGCUGAAACCCAAACCGAGCUGCAGUGAUGGACAGAUGACAGAGAGAGAGAGAGAGAGAAGACUAAACACAGAAAUGGCCAGUUUGUGUCUCUCAUUCAACUUCCUCAUUGUUCAUCAAUCACUUAUUCCUGUGUGACAGGUCUUGGCUCCGCCCCCUGCGACACAACCAUUUCUCUGUGAACGAAAAAAAAAACAUUCAGCACUUCAGAAAUGUACUUCAGGCAACUUUGGAAAGAAAGAAAGACUGUGUAUGACAAGAGUCUUCCAUUUUUUUAUAUUCUUGAAGACGAAGCAAAUGUUUGGAAACGUAAAUGAAUAAACGUGCCUCUUUUGUACACACACACACACACACACACACACACACAGAGGAAAAGAUUAACUACUUUAAAAAAUGCAUUUACUGGAAAGAAAGACUGCAGCCAUUUUGUUUUCAAGCUUUUUUAAGGACAUCAGUGCUGAGAAAUCACUAAUACUGGAGGAAAUAAUGAACAAAAUGAAGUAGCAACCAGUUAACAUAACAGACACACAGUCAAGGGUCACGCUAAUCCUUUUCCACCAGCUUCCAUUCAUUGUUCGCCGUGUUAGCAUGCCCAGUCUGAGACAUUACAGAGAAACUUAUUUCAUUUUUACUAACCCCAUUUUCAGAAAAGUUGGAUAUUUUCCAAAAUGCAAUAAAACCAAU
Neoarius graeffei (lesser salmon catfish) is the source of this 1619-nucleotide messenger RNA. It is a transcript of the gene pcgf5a, whose product is annotated as polycomb group ring finger 5a. Bases 229 to 942 code for a protein of 237 amino acids. Gene Ontology annotation, biological process: regulation of transcription by RNA polymerase II. Gene Ontology annotation, cellular component: PRC1 complex. NCBI's taxonomy places the organism in Eukaryota, Metazoa, Chordata, Actinopteri, Siluriformes, Ariidae. The record is from RefSeq and is a predicted model, not a curated record. The transcript has 9 exons.